CAGACAGGUUAAUGUGAAAACGUGAAAGGGUUAAUGUUUUAAGGAAGUUGCUUCAUAACGGAAACCCCAAAUUUCCGUCUGACUUUGGCUACUAACAAAAUAAAUACAGGAAAAUUACAAUUUUACCGUGACAUUAUCAGUUUACGCACAAACUAGUUUUUAAGUCGGCUAGAUACAGCGCAGCCUAAUGUUAGAAAGUAUUUGUUCAGUUUUAACAUAACUGUAGGCUACAGUUACAUCGCCUAAUUGUUCAAAUAUUAGGUUAUUAGCAGAAAAAGAUUUUGGGGCAGUAAAGAUGAACGAUGGUGAUAUCACACCGUCAACAUUUCUUCGGAAUCUCAAUCAUGGCACACAUCGGAAACUGGCAGACUUUUUGGACCCUCUCGACGCAUGGAAGAUGAUUCUCGUCGACAUACAAAACAAACCCACGGGUCAGCCGAGGUACACACAGUUACAUCUCAGGAGGUUCGAGGGAUUGAUUGCAAAAGGGAAAAGUCCAACAGUGGAGCUACUCUAUGACUGGGGCACAACCAACGCGACUGUAGGUGAAUUGGUGGAUCUAUUAAAGAAGCACAAAUUAUUUGCUCCAGCUGCUGUUCUUCUUCCUGAUGUGGUUAGUAGGCCAGUUGAAGCAGAGACAGUUCUUCUAGGCCCAUGCCCACACCCAAACCCAAACCCACACCCAAAUACAGAGGAAACAGCAGGCUCCUCUCCCUCUGCUUUCUCAAGCUUCUCCUACUACGAGCUUAUGAAAAUCACAGGGAACUGGGAUGACCGCCCAACAUCCAUGGGAGGGAGUAAACUUGGGGAGGGGGGCUUUGGUAUUGUCUACAAAGGUCGCUUGAACAACACACACGUGGCUGUGAAGAAACUGAACGCGAUGGAUGACAUCUCCCCAGAGGAGCUUCAGAUUCAGUUUAAUCAGGAGAUUCAAACUCUAAUGGUGUUGAAGCAUGAGAAUCUGGUGAACAUGGUUGGAUUUUCAUGUGAUACUGAACAUCCCUGUUUAGUAUAUGCCUACAUGCCUAAUGGAUCAUUGCUGGAUCGGUUGGCCUGCUUGGAUAACACCCCGCCUCUCUCAUGGCAUAGAAGACACAUAAUUGCUGUGGGAACAGCAAAUGGCCUGGAAUACCUGCACAGCAACCAUCAUGUACACAGAGAUGUCAAAAGUGCAAAUAUUUUGCUGGAUGAAAAAUGUGUGGCAAAAAUUUCUGACUUUGGGCUGACACGAGCCUCAGCAAAGCGCACAUCCACUACAGUGAUGACCGAGAAGGUGGUCGGGACAACAGCCUACAUGGCACCUGAGGCACUGAGGGGAGAGAUCACUCCUAAGUCAGACAUCUACAGCUUUGGAGUGGUCUUGCUAGAAAUAAUAUCUGGACUUCCACCAGUUGAUGAGGAACGAAAACCUAAAUUUCUGAUGGAGGUGAAAGAUGAGAUUGAAGAUGAGGAGAUGGAACUGGAGGACCUGGUGGAUAAGAAAAUGGACUCUGUUGACCUCUCCUCGGUGGAGAAGAUGUUUGGACUGGCUUGCCACUGUCUUCAUGAUAAGAAGGUCAAGCGACCAAGCAUGGAGGAGGUGUUAAGAGUGCUGAAAGAUGAUGUCACUGUGGACUGAAAAAGCACGCAAGAACUCAAAAUAUACAUCAAGUGGUGUAAUGUAGCCUGCCAUGGUGCAGGUGGCACCUUAAUUUUGUAAAUAAACAAAUAUAUGGUUUCAA
Sardina pilchardus (European sardine) is the source of this 1721-nucleotide messenger RNA. It is a transcript of the gene irak4, whose product is annotated as interleukin-1 receptor-associated kinase 4. Gene Ontology annotation, molecular function: magnesium ion binding; ATP binding; protein serine/threonine kinase activity. Bases 296 to 1618 code for a protein of 440 amino acids. The transcript has 10 exons. Gene Ontology annotation, biological process: signal transduction; protein phosphorylation. Lineage: Eukaryota; Metazoa; Chordata; Actinopteri; Clupeiformes; Clupeidae. The record is from RefSeq and is a predicted model, not a curated record.